AUGGAUUCCUUCAUGGAUGAUGACAGCGACGAUGAAUACUACAUGUUUGCUGGGCUAGGCGACGGUGAGGAUGACGAGAUGGUACAAUCCGAUGACGAUACGCAAUCACCUAACUCUUCUGUUCUUGAUCCGUUCGACUAUGUGUAUAGCAACAUUCCACAAAGCACAAAUGUUCUGAAGCCUGAGCCAGACUGUAAACAUUGUGGUGCCAAGAGGUUCCAAUACGAACCGCCGAGCUUCUGUUUUCGGGAUGGCAAGAUCAAGCUUGUACAAAAUGAAACACCUCUUGAACUGAUGAGGCUUUGGACAAGCUCAGAUCCAGAUGCCAAGCAUUUCCGGGAUAACAUUAGAUACUUCAACGGCCACUUCUCGUUCACUACCCUUGGUGUAAGCCUUGACAAGGCCUUUGCAAACAUGAGUUCGGGCGUGUACAUUUUUCAGGCCCAUGAUUGUAACAGCAGGAUACGAGUCUCUGUAAGGGACUACUACUGCUAUAAGAUGCGUUGCGGGAUUUUCAACUCUAUACUUCACGGUGGACGCUUGUUCCAGCAGUUUGCUGUUGACAUGUACAUCAAGGUUGAGAGCUCCCGUCUAGACUAUGUGAGGAACAACCAGAAGGAGAUAAGGGCUGACCUGUAUCAAGGGUUGAUGGAUAGCAUCUAG
Oryza sativa Japonica Group (Japanese rice) is the source of this 663-nucleotide messenger RNA. RefSeq lists its product as uncharacterized. Lineage: Eukaryota; Viridiplantae; Streptophyta; Magnoliopsida; Poales; Poaceae. The record is from RefSeq and is a predicted model, not a curated record.